Linderina pennispora is the source of this 1443-nucleotide messenger RNA. RefSeq lists its product as uncharacterized. Lineage: Eukaryota; Fungi; Kickxellomycota; Kickxellomycetes; Kickxellales; Kickxellaceae. The record is from RefSeq and is a predicted model, not a curated record. The annotation marks the transcript as partial. The transcript has 4 exons. Gene Ontology annotation, molecular function: Delta24(24-1) sterol reductase activity. Gene Ontology annotation, biological process: ergosterol biosynthetic process. Gene Ontology annotation, cellular component: endoplasmic reticulum membrane.
GUGAAUGAUGACAAAAGUGGUCACCGGGGGUGGGCGGGAUAUAUAAAGGAGUGCUGCAAGUCCGCCUGCUGCACUAUCCUCAGCCUCCUCUCUCUCCUCCCUUUCUGCUCUAGCAAUUCCACACCUUCCAUCUCUUCGUUUAGUUGGACAGGGCUUCCUGGCAGAGUAGAAACGUAAAUAAGCUUUUUUUUGCACCCUCAUUAUUUGUAAUCGGCCACUGCCUUCCCCGCAUAAGCACCUCUUUCGGCUGGUCCCUGUUCCAUUUCUCGUUUCGACGCCAAAGCUCCAGAGAUCUCCUUCUAGAAGCACCGAAAAGAAGAAAAAACACAAUGAGCGACCGGAUUUCGAGCGACCAGCUGCUGGAUUCGCAGCGUGUCACCAGCGACCCACGCCCACGCGACGACGUUGCCUACGAGGAUGUGACGGACAGUAGUUUCGUGUACGAGUUCGGCGGCCCCGUCGGCGCCUUCUCGAUGAUCGUUGGAUUCCCGCUGCUGAUGGGCUACCAGUUCCUGGCGCGUUCCUGCUGCCUGACAGUCCUGGGCGACUUUUUCCCGUGGGCGGGCCGCAUGUUUGCGCGCUACUGGGACAUUGCGGCGCCCAGCUGGACUGGUGCCAAGAUCUACCUCGGCUUCACGCUCUUCAUGGUCGCCCUGGCGUACGUUGCUCCCGGCCCGACCAUGUACGGCUACAAGCUGCCGAGCCUGAACGGCCAGCGCCUGCCAUACAACUGCAACGCGCUGUGGUCGUGGUGGAUUACCGUGGCCACGUCGCUGGUGCUGCACUUUACCGGCCUCGUCGCCAUGCUGUGGAGCUUCUUCCUGGCCGGUGCUGUCUACGCUGUGACGGCGCUCAAGGGCGAGAAGCACCGCGCAUCUGGCAACCUGGUCUACGAUUUCUUCAUGGGCGUGUGCCUGAACCCGCGUCUGGGCUCGCUUGACAUGAAGCUGUUCACCGAGCUGCGCAUCCCGUGGCCCGUGCUGUUCUUCAUCUCGCUGUCGUGCGCCUUCAAGCAGUACGAGACGAUCGGCUACGUGACGCCCGAGUCUGCGUUCAUGGUCCUUGCGCACUGGCUGUACUCGAACGCCUGCAACAAGGGCGAGGAGUGCGUGAUCACCUCCUGGGACAUUUUCUACGAGCUCGAGAGCUGGUAUCUGCUGUUCUGGAACCUGGCCGGCGUGCCCUUCUCGUACUGCUACUCGUCGAUCUACCUGCUGCAGAACGGGCCCAUGAACUUCUCGCUGCCCUGGCGCAACCGCUUCCGCAUGUUCUGGAACAACACCCUGAUCAAGCGCAAUGCGUUCCCGCAGCUCCCAUACAGCUUCAUCAAGGACGCAAAGUACAUCCAGACCCAGCACGGCAACAAGCUGCUGAUUGACGGCUGGUACGCGUAUGCCCGCAAGCCCCACUACACCGCCGACCUGAUGAUGUCGCUGUCGUGGG